Molecule: messenger RNA, 1610 nt
Organism: Aphanomyces invadans
Lineage: Eukaryota; Oomycota; Saprolegniomycetes; Saprolegniales; Verrucalvaceae
Exons: 1
Coding region: 9-1520 (503 amino acids)
Biological process (GO): fatty acid metabolic process
Molecular function (GO): medium-chain fatty acid-CoA ligase activity
Source: RefSeq, a predicted model, not a curated record
GUUCGCUGAUGAUUGUCCGCCAAGGCGGCCAGAUGAAGGCCAUCGGGCACAGUGGCGACGGAGCAAGCCCUGCUCCCGUCAACCCGACACCGCUGACCGUGAUCAAGAAUGCUCGAAAAUGCUUUCUUGAAGAAGGUGUGCCGCUGCUGGAAAGCCUUCUCAAGCGAGACAGUACAGCCACGACACCGUUCAUCCUCGUUGUCGAAAACACGCGCGCUGGCGCGUUGGCCAUCGUUGGUGCGGCAAUCCUCCAGCAGAUUUGUGUUCUUGUUCCGUCAUCCAAAGAAGAAGCCAUGGUACCAUACGUCGCCGAGCACACGGGCAUUUCACUCGUGGUGAAUCCACAGACGCACCAUGUUUCAAAGCAUGUCCUGGCCUCACCACCACCAACUCCCGCAUGGCUUCAACACGACCAAGUUCAAAACGGUGGAGGUGUGUGCAUGCUCACGUCUGGCAGCACGGGGCGGCCCAAGGUCGUAUUUUGUACAUGGAGCAGCAUGUUCCUUCAAGGUCAGGCCACCGAGAAAGCACUCUUUCCUCAUGGGCCCUGCCGCUUUGUUUGUGCAUCUUCUAUUGCUCACGCCUACGCAAUUAACGCCCUCUUUGCGAUCUACAUGUCGCCGUACGGCGACUUGUGUGAAUUGCUGCUUGGCAUUGACAUCCACGCAAUACAGAGCCCCAUGUCCCAACCGUCGUCGUUAUCUCCACCGUCAAGCGCCAGCAUCCACUCAACUACCAUUCUAUACGGCACCCCUGGCAUCUACACGAAGAUUCUCCAGUCCGCCACGUCAAAUUUAUCCCUGGCCCAUGUCGUAUCCUUCAGUGCUGGCACCACCUUGCCGGCACACCUCAAACAAAACCUCCGCGAUUCAUUCGGUCUCACUGUGCUCCAAAAUUACGGUUCCACCGAAACAGGCGGCAUUGCAACGGAGCUGCCGAGCGUAGAGUCCCCGAGCGAGCUCAAAAGCAGUUUACAACCAGUCGGACAUCCUUGGCCAGACACAGAAGUGCGUAUUGUGCGACCAACGAGCAAGGGUCGAGUUACUAGUGUCGACGAAGACGGUGAAAUUCACGUGAGGACGCCGUGGCAAUGCGCUGGUUACGUGGAGCAUGGUGCGCUGACUCCCAUCAGCCGCACGGGGUUUUACCACACUGGCGAUGGCGGCGCAGUGGAUUUGACGUCAGGCAUCAUCCUCGUCGGGCAGAGACUGCGAGAACCCAUUCAUUUCCGACACCAAGGGCUGGACGUAUUUAUUCCGCCGCAACAAGUCGAGCGUACCUUUCGCACCAAUCCACAUGUGACGGAUGUGCUCUUACCACUCCUGGUACGGUCGCGCAUGUCGGCAGGUUUUGUUAAACCUGUGGCACUGGUCGUUGCACCAUCAAGUACCCACGAUGAGCUCGUGAGGUGGUGUGCUGCGCAUCUACCAUCAGUGGUGCAAGACUUGGACAUCCGCCUUGUGGAGUUCCUACCGUGCAGCCCCGCCGGGAAGCUCAUGUACUCGUUGUCCGUUGAUUAGACGAGCCGACCGUGACGAUGGGUUGAUAUUAAAAUCCCGUGUUCGAGUGUUUGAAUUCAUUGAACCAAAAUUAUUUGCGUUUGAGAAAGA